AUGCCGGCCCUCAAAUCCCAAAGCAAUCGACCUGGUCAGCAGUCUGCCUUUCCAAAUGACUUUACCAACAAAACCACUUUUGAGAAUGACCGCCGCCGGCGAGAAGCCAUCGCCGCCGCCAAACUCCAUGACGCUCAGGCCGCUGAAGCUCUGGAGCGUGAACGCCGCGAAAAGGAAGAAGCUGCUGCCCUCAAGAUCAACGAACUCGAGCAGAAGAAAUUAGAGCUCGAACAACAGAAGGCCGAGGUCGAGCGACAGAAAUUAGAAAUCGAACGAACGCGCGACGACUGGAUCCAGAAGUUCAAUACCACCAGCGCAGCAUCCGACGAACGAAUUCGUCAACUUACGCGUGAUCUGGAAGACCAACGAAACCAAAAGGACGCUCAGAUCCAUCAGUUGAAUGAGGAUAGGAGGAACCUUGACUAUAAGGUCAUUGACGAGCUGCCAAAUGAGGACGUCCAGAUUUUUGCUGUCACGUACGGCAGUCGGAUCUACUAUGACUCUGGGACACAGGAUUUCAAGAACAUGGUGCCGCAUUUCAAGGACUAUGCCAGAUCAGGACAUACUUUUCGCGUUUGCAAUGAACUGUUGAAUGAUGACCCUAAUCCGAAUCAUUUCAAGUCUUUGAUCAUUGUGUAUCGAUACAAUCGACCGGGAACCCAUCGGAGGAUUCGAACUUUGACAGGCUGGGAAGGUCAUGAUGCCACAUUCGAUUCCUGGUAG
Messenger RNA from Penicillium verhagenii, 723 nucleotides. RefSeq lists its product as uncharacterized. The transcript has a single exon. The record is from RefSeq and is a predicted model, not a curated record. NCBI's taxonomy places the organism in Eukaryota, Fungi, Ascomycota, Eurotiomycetes, Eurotiales, Aspergillaceae. The coding region runs from base 1 to 723 and encodes 240 amino acids.